ACGCGCCAAGUCCCGAAAGAGGCGCAGGGGGCGGAGAUCGAAAGCGGUCGGCAGUCCAGUAAAGUAAGACUCUGCUGAGGGAGAUUCCGAAGGCGGUGACAGCCUCAGUAGUUGCCCCGCGGCCCAAGGAGGCAAACACGAACCGAGGGACGUGCUGGAGACUGUUUAUAGCCCUGUCGGGACCGUGCAAGGAGGGGAGGCGGAGGCAGAAGCCUGAGAAAUCCUUGGAUGAUGGCAUACUGAGAAAGUUCCUCUGAGCCUGAGCACUCAUGGCAUCCCAAGACAAAGAUGUGGGGCCCUCACUGCCCUCCUCCUGGGCCUCCCAGAUGGGGUCCUGGAACACCAUCCUCCAGACUGUCAGGGAGCAGCUCCCAUCUCUGGACUCAGAUUCUUCCUCGUCAGACUGCGGGGAAGAGGAGCUGUUCAUCUUCCAACGAAAUCAAACCUCCCUGAUUCCAGACUUGUCAGAGGAGCUGGCUGAAGACUCUGAUGGAGCCUGGGUCCCUACGGCCUAUGAGUCUCCUAAGCCGCUUGCGGUGCCUGUGGAGUUUGCAGCAGGAGCCUGGGGUGAAUGGAAUGCAAUGACGAAGGAAGGAAGGGACCCUGGCCAGUCCUUGGAUAGCCGUGGUGAGAGCAGCUCUCUUUUUAGGAAGCCUGAGGAGAUUCCUACGUGGCAGGAAGGUGACCAUGGGGGCAUGGCCAUCAACACCAAAGGAUCCUCAAGUCCUCCCUGGGAGCCACAAGGAGAAGCCACCCUCUGUCUUCAGGAAGGAGACCGGAGGACAGAGCCCCCAAGUGCCGCCUCUCAGUCUCAGGAGGGCUCAGACUCUGCCAACCAGAGAGCUCUCCGAAGGGAGAGAAGGAAGAUGAUUGAGAAAGACCUACUCCAUAAAGUCACCUGGGGUCCCCGGAACCCCGACUGCAGUGACCAAAGUCAAGGGAAGAAGAUGUCCUGUGAAGCUACAGUGGCAAGUCCAAGACCAGGAACACCACCACAGGGUCCCCAGGAAGGCUUGCCAGUGCUCUCCCUCCAGCAACUUGAAGAGUGGGAUUUGGAUCACAUCCUUGAGAGUCUGGCAGGACAAGAAGACAAAGAUGACAGAGGAGACAGAGCAACUGGAACGGUGUGGUGGGCAGCUGACCGCCUCCAGGGCCAAGAUCACACCAAGCAGAGUGCCCAGGACAAGCUUAUGGAACGACUCACCCUCCUGUGUGCCACGCAGUCUAGAACCUCUUUCUCUGCCUGGAAAAUGCCUGCUGACACGUCCCAGGACACCAAACAGCGAGAGGCUGGAAACAGACGUGCUUUGACAGAGCUGGGCUUCCAGGCUGAGCUGGGCCAGUGUUGGCUAAGGAACCCAGUGAAGCCUCCUACCACCUUCAUUGACCUGAGGCCCACGGAGCCAUCAGACCAGCAGUCAUUGGAAAGCUCUAGCUCCAGCUCCAACUCCAGCUCCAGCUCCAGCUCCUCUGACAGCGAGGAGGCAGAGGAAGAGGAAACAGUGGCUCUGAGAAACCAGCAGGGCCCAGGGGGGGACUGUACUGGGAAAAGUCGGCUUCUCCAGCAGCUCAGGGCAUUUCGGAAGGGGAUGGCUCAGCCCCAGCUGCCCGCCAGUGAGGGUCCCAACAGCCAGAAGGCUCAGGCCCCUGAAGAUACAGCUGGAUCCAGGACUGGGAGGAAACAAAACCUAACUCUUUGGACUAAGCAGAACGCCCAGGCCAGACCCUCAGGAAGAAGUCUCAGGGCUCUGGGGGACCCUUUUGUACCAGCGACAGCCAGGGAGGUCCUGGUGCCUCCUCUGGGUCAACUGUAGAUGCCUCUGGGAUGAGAUAAGAGAAGGUUAGCAAGAUGGUGUGACUCUCCAAUGACGCACCCAGGCCAUUAGCAGCAACCAAGGACCCUCAGCUGUGGAUCCAUCACCUAACCCUCUGUUAGAAUUCAGUCAAACAUUUAUAUCAUUUACAUGCACUUAGAGCACAAAGAUGCCAGCACAAACUUGUACCUACAGCGAUACAACUCAAGUGGCCCCAAUACUCCGAAUAGGCCUGGAAGGAAAAGCCUGUGAAGACAGUGGUUUUGUUCUGAUCGUGGGAAUGUGAGGCUUUUCAUCUUUGUCCAUUUCAGCGUUUGUUUCCUUUAAUGUGCAUCUGUUAUUUCUGUCAUACAGGGUCUUUUUUAAAACUAUAAAAUUUAAGUAAAACAUUUAGAGAAAUGUUUUAAAAAAGA
Molecule: messenger RNA, 2227 nt
Organism: Pteropus alecto (black flying fox)
Lineage: Eukaryota; Metazoa; Chordata; Mammalia; Chiroptera; Pteropodidae
Gene: DNAAF8
Product: chromosome unknown C16orf71 homolog
Cellular component (GO): dynein axonemal particle
Molecular function (GO): dynein complex binding
Source: RefSeq, a predicted model, not a curated record